CACCACCACUUACCCCAGCUCCUUACACAUACUUGAUUCUCUUUUGCCUCUUCUCUGGCAGAUAUUUUGUGAAGUUGGCCUGGGCUUGGACAUUGUGGCUGCUGCUGCCCUUCAUCGCACUCACCACCUACCAGUUCGCCAGGACCAAGUUCCUCUAUGGUCCCACAAGGAGCAUUUUGGUGGUGCUGCGGCGUCUGAGCACACUGCUGGUGGGCACAGCUGUGUGGUUUGUCUGCACUGAGCUCUUCACAUACAUCGAGAACCUGACGGGCGAGUGCUCCAUCUCUGGGAAGGUCGGCGAGCCGCGCCGGCUCUACGCCACCAAACGGGAGUGCCACCGGGACAACGGCGUCUGGCACGGCUUCGACAUCUCAGGGCACUGUUUCCUGCUCUCCUACUGUGCUCUGAUGAUCCUGGAGGAGGUGGCUGUGCUGGAAGCCUUGCCCAUAGACCAGAACUCUAAGCUGCGUGUGGUGAUCAACGUCCUGUUUGUUUCCUUGUGUUUUCUCACCACGAUCUGGGUGUUCAUGUUCCUCUGUACUGCCCUGUACUUCCAUGACUUCAGUCAAAAGCUUCUCGGUGUGCUGAUAGGUCUGUCAUCUUGGUAUGGGACAUACAGAUUUUGGUAUUUGAAACCUUUUUCUCCUGGACUACCUCUUCCAAAUAUACCUUUGAGUUCGAAGAAAUACAGCUAUAGCAGAUAA
Messenger RNA from Acanthisitta chloris (rifleman), 704 nucleotides. It is a transcript of the gene FITM2, whose product is annotated as fat storage-inducing transmembrane protein 2. The transcript has a single exon. Gene Ontology annotation, cellular component: endoplasmic reticulum membrane. The annotation marks the transcript as partial. Lineage: Eukaryota; Metazoa; Chordata; Aves; Passeriformes; Acanthisittidae. Gene Ontology annotation, biological process: phospholipid biosynthetic process; lipid storage; lipid droplet organization. The record is from RefSeq and is a predicted model, not a curated record.